CCGUGCGGCCGCCGCCGCGCCGUGCCCCGCCGGCCGCGACUCCGAGAGACCAGCCCGAGGGCGUUGAGAGGCAAAAUGGUCCAUGCCGAAGCAUUUUCACGUCCCCUGAGCCGGAAUGAAGUGGUUGGAUUAAUUUUUCGUUUAACCAUAUUUGGUGCUGUGACAUAUUUUACCAUUAAAUGGAUGGUUGAUGCCAUUGAUCCGACCAGAAAGCAAAAAGUAGAAGCUCAGAAACAGGCUGAAAAACUAAUGAAGCAAAUUGGAGUGAAAAAUGUCAAGCUUACUGAAUACGAAAUGAGUAUUGCUGCACAUCUCGUAGACCCACUUAGCAUGCAUGUAACCUGGAGUGAUAUUGCAGGCUUAGAUGAUGUUAUUACAGAUUUGAAAGACACUGUCAUUUUGCCCAUCAAGAAGAAAUAUUUGUUUGAGAAUUCCAGGCUCUUACAGCCACCAAAAGGAGUACUUCUCUAUGGCCCUCCUGGUUGUGGCAAAACGCUGAUCGCCAAAGCUACAGCAAAGGAAGCAGGUUGUCGAUUUAUUAAUCUCCAGCCUUCAACGCUGACGGACAAAUGGUAUGGAGAGUCUCAAAAACUGGCUGCUGCUGUCUUCUCCCUGGCUAUAAAGCUCCAACCGUCCAUCAUUUUUAUUGACGAAAUAGAUUCCUUCUUACGAAGUCGAUCGAGUUCUGACCAUGAAGCUACAGCUAUGAUGAAAGCUCAGUUCAUGAGUCUGUGGGAUGGACUGGACACCGAUUAUAACUGCCAAGUCAUAGUGAUGGGAGCCACCAACCGUCCUCAGGAUCUUGACUCUGCGAUCAUGAGAAGAAUGCCGACUCGGUUUCACAUCAACCAACCUGCUCUGAAACAAAGAGAAGCUAUCUUGAAGCUAAUUUUGAAAAACGAAAAUGUGGACAGGCGUGUAGAUCUCCUGGAAGUUGCUAAAGAGACUGACGGCUUCUCAGGCAGUGAUCUGAAAGAAAUGUGCCGGGAUGCGGCACUCCUCUGUGUCAGGGAAUACGUGAAUGCUGCCUGUGAAGAAGAGAGCCAUGACGAAGAUGAAAUUCGGCCUGUGCAGCAGCAGGAUCUCCACAGGGCGAUUGAGAAGAUGAGAAGAUCGAAGGACGCCACACUGCAGAAUGUUUUGAUGCACGUUAGUUUAGAUUAAGACAAAAGGGUGUGUUUGCGGUUUCUGAUGUGAUUUAGUUUGACUUCUGUAAUCAGUUAGCAAAACCAAUGUCAGGGGGUGGGAGCAGGGAUGUUCCUUGAAUAAGGGAGUUCUGUUUCUGGAAUUGUUUUUAUACAACAAAUUCUAAGUUAUUGAAAUUCCGUCACGCGCAACUAGAAGAGUAGAUCAUGAAGUGGAACAAUUACAGCCCAGACCAAGAGCAACUGCCGGUGUCUUGUCCCGUAAUCGAUAACGCUGUGUAGCCUUACGGCAGGUUCUGAUGUGGUGCGUGGGGUCAGCGGGUCACCGGUGUGGCGGGGAGACGAUCCGUUACCAGUUUGUGUAUAUAUGUACAAGCGUGUGCGUAUGUAUGAAAUGUAUAUAUCCACACUUUUUUUUUUUUUUUUAAUAGAGAGACAUAAUCUGUAGAUAACUUGAGUAUGGAAAAUCUUUUCUACUUACUGAAUCAACCAAAUCAGAAGGUGUAUAGAUUAAGGGUUCGUCGAUACUCAAUUCACAUUUACUUCUUCCUUUUAGCAGCAAAUACGAAGACAGAAAUUCUGCUUCUAGAAUAACUUUCAGGCAAAAUUUGAAAUGUUACUGAUUUUUCUUUCACGUGACCACUUGAAACCUGGUGCCAUUUAGUAAAGAUAGUAAACUACUGUAAAAAUGUUUGAAUACUUUUCAUUUUGUAUGAAUUCUGCUUUUUUUUGAGGCUUUUUAAAUGAAUGCUGGUUUUAUUUUUAUUUUUCCCUUGAUGUGAGUAAUCGGAGUAGAAUCUUAACUGGCCUUUCAUAGAGCCCCACAUAUUAGAAGCUCUCUGAAAUUGUGGCUUUCUGAUCUAUUAUGCGUUGUAACGAGGGCUUGCUGCUAUUUAACCUCCUCUGGAAGACCCACUUCUGCACUGUGGCAUUGUACCGUGAAGCGUCGUAUGCGUAGCUCUGAGGCGCGGGGGGGACGUUUUGCUCUGUCACGUGCUCUGAUCUGCAAAAUCGAAGGGAAGGGAAGGGGUUUGAGGUUUAUAAAUGUGAUUUAGCGAUGUUCUGCUGUACUUGCCGGUAACGGUCUUAGUAAACUCAUGUAACGUUAUGUAGCGAUAAAGGCAAAGGGUGAAAAAUGUGAGUGGCGAAAGCGUUCUGGUGAAGUUCUUGUCAGUAGGUUUUCAAUAACUUGAUUUGUCUUCUUACAAUGUUAUGAAUUGGGCACUAAUUCAACACGAAUACGCAGUGGGAAUUGGUCGAACCCCCGGGGUUGGCACGCUGUGUCACGGCUCUGCUCGCUGUCGAGGGAAGGUAGGCACCGAAGGCAAGAUAACGAUGUGAAAGUUAUCUUUCACAAGUGAAAAGAAAG
Messenger RNA from Gymnogyps californianus (California condor), 2514 nucleotides. RefSeq names its product ATPase family AAA domain containing 1 (gene ATAD1). The transcript is spliced from 10 exons. The record is from RefSeq and is a predicted model, not a curated record. The coding region runs from base 76 to 1164 and encodes 362 amino acids. Gene Ontology annotation, cellular component: mitochondrial outer membrane. Gene Ontology annotation, molecular function: ATP hydrolysis activity; ATP binding. Lineage: Eukaryota; Metazoa; Chordata; Aves; Accipitriformes; Cathartidae.